Molecule: messenger RNA, 444 nt
Organism: Brettanomyces nanus
Lineage: Eukaryota; Fungi; Ascomycota; Pichiomycetes; Pichiales; Pichiaceae
Exons: 1
Coding region: 1-444 (147 amino acids)
Source: RefSeq, a predicted model, not a curated record
AUGUCCGCUAACAUCGAAAAGAAGGCCACUAAGGCCAAGUCCUCCUUUGAAGACAAGGUUUCUAAAGUCGCUGAUGAUGCCAAUGUCUCAGAAUCUUCUUUCAAGGAGAAGGCUGCUGAAGCCAGUAAGAAUCUUAAGAAAACUGCUUCGAAUGCCACCAAGAAGACUGAGGGCUACCUUAAAAAGACAUAUUCCACUGUCUCUGAUUAUGUUGUUGGUGCUGCCAUCGCUACCAAGGACACCGUUGUUGCCUACCCUGUUGUCACCUUCAAUCUUACCGCUGUUUUGGCUACUGGUAUUACUCUCUAUGCCACUUCUGAAAAGCAAUGUCAUAAAUGCACAGCAGAGACUUGUAAGACCGUGUCCAGCGUUUUGGCCGGUACUUUGGCCUUGGUUGACUCUGCCGCUGUCUAUUAUUACCACCAGAAAGGUUUAAAGGAGUGA